CCAAUGCGCCUGACUCCGGCCUCUCCCUCCAGGAGCUUGAAGACUUGUUCCCGUCUUGCGGCGGAGUACCCGACACCAAUAGUAACAUCAACAGCAACGCCCCUUCUCCUGGUCGUACAGGUGGCGGUGGCGGAGCGGCUUCUGUCGGCCGCGGUGACGGCGCGGGAGGCCAAGCCGAUCCUGCGGCUUACGCUGGAGCAUCAUACGCUGGGAACACCGACGAUGGCUCAGCGUCGUCUGGCGGAGCUCCUGCGACCUCCGGGAAUUCUGACACUUCUGGGAACUCUCCUCCUCCCGCCGCAGUAGCCAAACCCGUCGACCCGACUACUGCUUCUCAACCUGCACCCGCUGGCAACCAACCGAUCAACCCCCCGAUUCCCGGCCAGGCAACUGCACCCUCGUCGAAUGGAGAUGUCAAUGCCCAACCCGGAGGCCCCGACGCCUCGAGCAAUGUCAACGUCAACGCGAGUCCUGCUUCGGGGGCGGACUCUGGCUCUGGUUCUGGUUCUGGGUCCGGGUCUGGCUCUGCUUCUGGCAACUCCGGUGGCUCUGACUCUGGCGUGGCCGCUGGCAACGUCAACGUGCCCGCUUCGUCUGCGGACUCCAACGCUGGUGCUGGAUCUAGUAGCGACAGCUCGACCGACUCCUCGGCUCCUACGGCUUCCGAUGACAAUGGCGCGUCUGCCUCAGCCAACGCAUCCCCUGCUGCCUCUAACGGCGCUCCCGAUGCCUCUAACGACUCUCCCGCUGUGUCUACCGACGGUUCCUCAGAUGGAGACAACUCGCCGGGCACUUCAGCAACUCCCAACGGGAAUGUCCCCGGUACCGUGUCAGCGUACCCGGCGUACUCAGGCGGUUCCACAGGUGCCACUGCAUCCAACGGCUCUCCUGCCGGCUCAUCUGGGGCAAGUAACGCGUCGGGCGGUGGUAACUCGUUUGGCGCCCCUUCGACCCACGCAAAGUUCGCCCACGGAAGUCCGUCCGAUGAAAGCGCAAACACGGUGUCGCAGUGCGUGGGGAUUCUGUGCUUGAACGCGAAUUUGGUCAAUGCCGCCGAGAAGGAGAUGAUCGGUGAGAACACUGAGGUAUCGCCCACCGGCCACAUCGUGCAGACUAUCCCGGAGUGUACUAGGGGGGCUGAUGUUGGCGCGUGUGUGGAUACUGGUCCCCCGCAAUUGUGAUGGGAGGCGGUUGUUCGUACGUUAUAAAUGUGUACGAGUACUUGGAGUCAUUGGAGAAUACGGGGGUCAAGCCGCUAUAUGCGCGAAUGCUUGCGUGCAAUGAUAACUAGACGGAAGGAGCGAUGGCGUGUCCGCGACAUGGGCGCUCCGUUGAAGCACAGCCGCUGUGCUCGCGCUGGACGAUGAUGAUGGCGCGCGCCACGAGUAGCCCACGUCCACCUUACCCUCAUGCCAUCCUGCACGCCUCCCGACACGUCCUGAGUACCGAGUCCUGACCGCCAAACGCCACGAACAGCGCCAAUGAAGAGCGACUUCGCCGACGAAACCUAUUUCUCCGCCGCCUUCGCCCUCCCGUUCCGCGUGCUUUGUCUCGUCGGGCUCGGAAUCCUCGGCUGGGCGACGAACCUGCACGGGCUGCACAUCUGGCACAUCGACGCCCCCAACACGCUCGAGCUCGCCCUGUCCGCACACGACAGCCGCCGCCUCACGUCCCCGCUCCCAACCGCGACCGGGUGGCGACACGCGCCCGCGGGCCCGCCGCCGCACCGCGCGGUGUACCGGGUGUUCGCGGUGUAUGCGGGGUGGACGCUCGCGUGCUGGGUGGUGUUCCGCGUCGCGACGGCGGCGGACGCGGCGCUCGUGGACGGGUUCAAGUUCGUGCCUGCGCUGGCGGUGCUGUUUGUGCUGACGGCGCUCGUGUGCCCGUUUGACGUGUUGCACAAGCAUGAGCGGGAUCGGUUCCUCCACGCAGUGCAUAGAUGUCUAUUUCCGUCACCGCACAGAGUGUACUUUUCGGACGUCGUAUUUGCGGAUAUUUUCACGUCUUUCGCAAAGGUGCUCGGAGACGUCUGGCUAUCGGUGUGGAUGCUUCUCCCUGCCGGGAGCUUGCUCUCGCAGCCGAGUCAAGACGGCCUGUCGCGGUGGAUUUUACCGACCCUUAUGAGCAUCCCUUACGCUGUCCGUCUACGCCAAUGUCUGGUGGAAUAUAAUGCCCCGGCGAACGAAAGCCGGCGGCCGCUCUUCAACGCUCUGAAGUACGCCUCUUCCUUCCCCGUAAUAUACCUCUCUGCAGCGCAGCGCCUUGUUGUGUCCGAUGUUAUCGCUUUGAAGGGUGAAGCUGCUGCUGACCAGCCAUGGCACGGCGAGCAUCAUCUCUUCCGCUUGUGGCUCCUUGCUGCGGCUUUUAACUCCCUGUAUACUUUUUGGUGGGACGUCACAAACGAUUGGGGUCUUGACCUCCUGCGACCCAAGCACGCUGAAAGCGCAUCUCCUCGAACGUCUGCGCCCCCACGCCCACUGCUCCUUCCUCGCUUGCACUCCCGUUCACCUCUCAUCAAGCAGCCCGAAUCACCCCUAGAUGAGCCCGAAGCCCAGCAACUGACUUAUACCAACACCGGGCGCGGCCCGCACCCAUACGGACUCAGGCCGACGCUCCUCUUCCCCCUCCCCGUAUACCCGUUUGCGAUUCUCGUCGACCUCGUGCUCCGCCUAACGUGGUCUGCGAAACUGUCGAGCCACCUACACUCGUACGCCGAGGGUGACCUGAUUAUCUUCUGGAUCGAGCUUGCCGAAGUCGUACGCCGUUGGAUGUGGGUCUUCCUCCGCGUCGAGUGGGAGACGGUCAAGGAGGCGGACGUACACGCACCCCGGUCACCGCCCCCGCGUCUAGUCGUGGACCGCGGGGACUCGUAUCGGGACGCGAUCCCUGAAGAGUCCGAUUUCGAAUUGGUGCCCUCGGAGCAGCACGGGCGUGGCUCGGACGCCGGCUAGACGCGCGCUCGUGACCGCGACAUACCGGCGACGGAGCAGAUGCUGAGAUAGCCCAAGUUGAAGACGCGCCGUACAGAAGAGACUCGGGCGAUGGUGGGAAGGAUUGGACAGAUGUGUCUGCGCAUCGCGCUUGGCAUGCCGGGCUUCUCUCUACUGUACUAAUGUACUAGUGGGUCUCACAAUUAUAACAGCGCGUCGAUUGUGCCCUCUGCGCACGU
Molecule: messenger RNA, 3169 nt
Organism: Trametes versicolor FP-101664 SS1
Lineage: Eukaryota; Fungi; Basidiomycota; Agaricomycetes; Polyporales; Polyporaceae
Product: EXS-domain-containing protein
Exons: 5
Coding region: 1482-2951 (489 amino acids)
Cellular component (GO): cytoplasm; membrane
Source: RefSeq, a predicted model, not a curated record